This is a messenger RNA of Candida dubliniensis CD36, 447 nucleotides long. RefSeq lists its product as uncharacterized. The transcript has a single exon. The record is from RefSeq and is a predicted model, not a curated record. Gene Ontology annotation, biological process: cellular response to amino acid stimulus; regulation of receptor recycling; positive regulation of TOR signaling. Lineage: Eukaryota; Fungi; Ascomycota; Pichiomycetes; Serinales; Debaryomycetaceae. Gene Ontology annotation, cellular component: Ragulator complex; late endosome membrane; membrane raft. Bases 1 to 447 code for a protein of 148 amino acids.
AUGGGUAACUGUCUAUCGUGUCUUUUAGGCACUUCAAAUGAUGACGACUAUAAUGAAACGUCAUCUUUAUUGAGACAUCAACAACAGCACAACCAGCAAUAUUUAUCCGACUAUUUGCAAGAAGAACAGAUACUCAAACAGCAACAAAGACAACAAGAAUUGGUCAGCAUAGUAAAUGAAUUGAAUGAUAAUUUGAUUGAUGUUACUUCAUUUUUAAGUGGAAACAAUAACAAUAAUGCAUCUUUGGGUAAUAGUGGAAUUUUGGCUAAUGAGAGUAAUAUUAACGAGGAAGAGGAAAUACAAGUCAGCAGUACUAAAAAAUCACUUCCCUACGUUUAUACUAAAGAGGACAAAGAUGAAAUCUUGAAGAAAUUGAAUGACAUCGAUGAUGAAGUCAAGCAGAGUUUUAAAAUAAAAUCACUGGAGCCCUUAUAUAUAAAGUUUUAA